UUCUUCUCUUCUUCAACCUAGAGCUGUUUCGAACCCAUCGGCUGCCACUGCAGGAACCGUCAUGGCCUCUUCAGUUGGCAAUCAGCCCUCCCCGGGAGACGAAUCCGACCCAUUGCUCAAGAAUCACUCCCCGUCGCCCUCGAAAGCCGAUCCUGGCCGCCCCCUUACCCACACCCCCCAAGCACCGCGUCGCCAACUGCCAACGGCCAUCCGAUCCGGGGCCUACUCACCAAUAUGCUUUCUCCCGCUGGCCCUCGUGGCCGGAUACCUUCAAUGGAACCCGGUGCUCGUCUUCAUCUAUAACCUUUUUGCCAUCAUUGCCCUGUCGGCUAUCAUCUCCGACUCGUCCCAACAGCUCACAGCCCAGACGAACACAUGGACAGGUGCACUGAUCAACACCGUGCCCUGCAAAGCAGUCGGGUUGAGCCUAGGAGCCUGGGCGGUUGCCAGCCGCGAGAUCUAUGUGGCGCAAAGCCUGGCCAUCGGGACCAUCCUGUCCGAGAUCCUGCUGAUCCUGGGGUGCAGCAUGAUCGCCGCCUCCUACCGCAGCGACCUUCUCUACUUCAACCAACCCACCACCAACACCCUCUCCUCCCUCAUGCUCGCGACAUCCACGGUCCUCGUGCUCCCCUCCGUGCUGGCCACGAGCUUCCCCUACGAACUCGGCGACCGCACCGUGGCUUUUUCGCGCGGCGUCUCCGCGGUGCUGCUGGGCGUGUAUGCGGGAUACCUGUAUUUCCAGCUCGGAACGCACCGGCAUCUCUUCCCGCGGCAACAAUGGACCGAAAACCCCGAUGAGGUAAAUGCAGACGCUGACACCGCCCACGAUCUACCUCGCACCGCAUCAGGCAACGCGAAACCAGCCCUUGUCCUCACUCUCGCAACCCUGGCCGCCAUCAUCUGCUCUAAAUUCCUCACCGAUACACUGGUUAUCACAGCGGCACGACUCCCCCUCAGCAAGACCCUGAUAGCCGCUACGCUCGUCCCACUCGCGACCACGGGCGCCACCGGCGUGUCGAUGAUUCGCGGCAGUGCGGUGAACCAGGAGGUCGAUGGUGCGGUGUGUGCGGUGGUGCAGAAUGUGGUGCAUCUGGGGUUGUUCGGGAUGCCGGUGUUGGUGCUGCUGGGGUGGGUGCUGGCGAAACCGAUGAGUCUGGUGUUCGAUGUGUUUGAGGUAGUGGUAUUGUUCUUUUCGGUGCUGCUGGUGAAUGGGGUGCUGCGUGGGGGGAGGUAUAGCGUUGUGCACGGGGUGGCGUUGGUUGCGAUGUAUGCUAUCCUUACGCUGGCGUUUUGUGUUCGCUAGCUGGUGGGUUUUCUUGGAUAAUAGAAGGAUGAGCUGGGAAUCGAGUUUUCAGUGUGAUCUACUUUCGCUGGGUAUAUAUAGGUUUCAGAUACACCGCAUGACUAUUUUUGUACGAACUCAGCAAAUAUGAAUGCAACUGCUUGCUGUGAGGAC
Aspergillus uvarum CBS 121591 is the source of this 1456-nucleotide messenger RNA. RefSeq lists its product as uncharacterized. Gene Ontology annotation, biological process: intracellular calcium ion homeostasis; calcium ion transmembrane transport. Gene Ontology annotation, cellular component: membrane. The coding region runs from base 62 to 1303 and encodes 413 amino acids. The transcript has 4 exons. Lineage: Eukaryota; Fungi; Ascomycota; Eurotiomycetes; Eurotiales; Aspergillaceae. Gene Ontology annotation, molecular function: calcium:proton antiporter activity. The record is from RefSeq and is a predicted model, not a curated record.